Messenger RNA from Blastomyces gilchristii SLH14081, 240 nucleotides. RefSeq lists its product as uncharacterized. The transcript has a single exon. The coding region runs from base 1 to 240 and encodes 79 amino acids. Lineage: Eukaryota; Fungi; Ascomycota; Eurotiomycetes; Onygenales; Ajellomycetaceae. The record is from RefSeq and is a predicted model, not a curated record.
AUGGAUGUGGACGACAAUGAUGGUGGCAGUUAUCAUAGCGACAGCACGGCGACCGACCCAGCCGAUUACAACAAACAAGGCAAGAAUAACACUCAUGAUCUGGCUGGUCUGCUGGCUGACAAUGAGCACCCUCCAGAGUAUUAUAUGAAGAUGCUGAACAGUGGCAACAAAUCCCUACUUCAGUACAAUGAAUACACAGAUAACUCUCCGAAGCUGCUCAGUCACAUUGAGCAGGAAUGA